Messenger RNA from Hansenula ciferrii, 1047 nucleotides. It is a transcript of the gene ADH4, whose product is annotated as zinc-dependent alcohol dehydrogenase. NCBI's taxonomy places the organism in Eukaryota, Fungi, Ascomycota, Saccharomycetes, Phaffomycetales, Wickerhamomycetaceae. The coding region runs from base 1 to 1047 and encodes 348 amino acids. The record is from RefSeq and is a predicted model, not a curated record. The transcript has a single exon. Gene Ontology annotation, molecular function: zinc ion binding; oxidoreductase activity.
AUGUCUAUCCCAACUACACAAAAAGGUGUUAUCUUUUAUGAAAAUGGUGGUGAAUUACACUAUAAAGAUAUUCCAGUUCCAACUCCAAAAGCUAAUGAAAUUUUAAUCAAUGUUAAAUAUUCAGGGGUUUGUCACACUGAUUUACACGCUUGGAAAGGUGAUUGGCCAUUACCAGUUAAAUUACCAUUAGUUGGUGGUCAUGAAGGUGCUGGUGUUGUUGUUGCUAAAGGUGAAAAUGUUACAAAUUUUGAAAUUGGUGAUUAUGCUGGUAUUAAAUGGUUAAAUGGUUCAUGUCAAUCUUGUGAAUUUUGUGAAAAAUCAAAUGAAUCAAAUUGUCAAAAAGCUGAUUUAUCAGGUUAUACUCAUGAUGGUUCAUUCCAACAAUAUGCUACUGCUGAUGCAGUUCAAGCUGCUAAAAUUUCAAAAAACACUGAUUUAACUGAAGUUGCACCAAUUUUAUGUGCUGGUGUUACUGUUUAUAAAGCUUUGAAAACUGCUGAUUUAGCCGCUGGUCAAUGGGUUGCCAUUUCAGGUGCUGGUGGUGGUUUAGGUACUUUAGCUAUUCAAUAUGCUAAAGCUUUAGGUUUAAGAGUUUUAGCUAUUGAUGGUGGUGAAGAAAAAGGUGAAUUAGUUAAAUCUUUAGGUGCUGAAGUUUUCAUUGAUUUCACUAAAUCAAAAGAUAUUGUUAAAGAUAUUAUUGAUGCUACAAAUGGUGGUCCUCAUGGUGUUAUUAACGUUUCAGUUUCUGAAAAAGCUAUUGAACAAUCAACUGAAUAUGUUAGACCUUGUGGUACUGUUGUCUUAGUUGGUUUACCAGCUGGUGCCGUUGCUAAAGCUCAAGUCUUUGGUGCUGUUGUUAAAUCUGUUUCAAUUAAAGGUUCUUAUGUUGGUAACAGAGCUGAUACAAGAGAAGCUAUUGAUUUCUUUGAAAGAGGUUUAGUUAAAGCUCCAAUUAAAGUUGUUGGUUUAUCUGAAUUACCAAAGAUUUAUGAUUUAAUGCAACAAGGUAAAAUCUUGGGUCGUUAUGUUGUUGAUACUUCAAAAUAG